AUAUGUCAACAUCAGCAACGGAAUAGUUUUUCAUAAAAAUUAUCCACAGUUAUGACCCGUAGGGUUCCCACGGUUUCCUCGGGCGAUUCACUGGUUUCUGAGCCAGAACAACCUUCACGCAAGAGAAUACGGCCACUCUCUCUAAUAACUUGAUGUAAAUUGUUCUAAUGGCUGACUACUGGUUGCUAGCCUACGUAGUGGCGUGUAGUGUGCUUCUCUGUCGAGGUCUCCCAUUUGCUAAUGAGCAGCCCAUUGAUAUAAAAGACCCGGCGGUUCAAAUAGGAGUGGAUUAUCUUCAGCGGUACGACUAUUUACCACCAAUAGGAGGGUCAGGCGCAAUAUCUAAAAAGGAGUUUAAAAAGUCGCUAAAACAGAUGCAAAAAUUCUCCGGUUUGAAAGCGUCUGGAAAGCUGGAUAAUGAAACACUAACCCUGAUGGGUACAACACGCUGUGGGGUUCCCGAUCCCAUUAAAGUGGCUGAAAAUGGACAAGUGAAGAGGAGUGGGGGUAAACUGUCGGUGCGUGUUGCCCGCUCUGCAUUCGCAGGCGGUAAGUGGAAAAGCAACAAGAUUACAUACAGAAUUGUCAACUUUACUCCCGAUAUUCCGGUUGUACAAACCCAAAAUGCAAUUGAACGAGCUUUCCAAGUGUGGAGUGAUGUCACACCUUUAACUUUUAGACGACUGGACACCGGCAGUGCCGAUAUCUACUUAAGGUUCGAUUCAGACGCCGCUCACGGUGACGGUUAUCGAUUUGAUGGAAAAGGUGGAAUAUUUGGUCACGCAUUUCCACCAGAGAACGCCCUUCGUUCUUUGGAUGGAGACGUUCAUUUUGAUGACGAUGAAGACUUCACAUUCCAGACCACGGCCGGCAUCAACCUAUUUCAAGUAGCUGCUCAUUUAAUCGGCCACAGCCUGGGUCUCGCUCAUUCUUCUGACCCCGAGGCGCUGAUGGCGCCCUUCUACAAAAACUUUAUACCACAAUUUCAGCUUCCACUCGACGAUACCGAGGGUAUUCAACGCAUUUAUGGUGUCAAACCUAUCGACCAGGUUGAGAAUUCCCCUGCCGAAACAACUGAAGAUGAGGCCGAAUCGUCAAGACCCUGUAACAGAGUUUAUGAUGCAGUCGGUUUUCUUCGCGGUGACAUAUUUAUGUUUAAGAAUGAUCGUUACUGGCGACUUUACUUCAUUGGUGUGAGUACCUCUGACAUCAUCCAAGGCGAUCCUAUCAAUCGUUUUUGGAGCGGGCUGCCGAAAAGUGUCGACGCUACUUACGAAAGACUCGACUCUACUAUACUCUUUUUUAAAGGAUCAAGAUACUGGGAGUAUAAAAGUAACGAGGCAAAGCCUGGGUACCCAAAGCCCAUUAGUGACCUAAGCCCUGACCUACCAGACCGAAUCGACGCUGCGUUGACUUGGCCUGACUAUGGUAAGACGUAUUUCUUCCGAAGAAAUCAAGUUUGGAGAUUCGAUGAAAAGAGGAGGGAAGUAGACAAUGCCUAUCCAAAGCUGAUUAAUGAGACAUGGAAAGGUGUACCAGAUAAUAUUGACAGCGCAUUUUCCUAUAGAAACGGGUGCACUUACUUUGUGAAGGGUAAAGAAUACUAUCGUUACAACAACAGACGUCAGUUUGUAGAGAAUGGCUUUCCUCGUUCAUUCGGUGUUGACUUUCUGAUGUGUCGAGCGGUAGAUGACUAACAACUUUUCAUAUACUUCAAGAUAUUGCUACAUGCAAAAUAAUUGAUGCUAUUGGUAGUUGAAUAUGUUGGAUUAUGUAUGCAACACGCACAACAUCUAGUGUCACAUGCCAAUGCUGUUUUAACUGUUCAUAUUGUCGUUGUCGGUAUAAAGCAUUUUUUUUUUCGGAUACUAAAUUCUAGAUGCAUACGUCCAGUUAUUUUACCACCUGAACCACUGCUGUUUAUUUUUUAAACUUUUGUGAUAAAUAGUUUUCAUCCUUAUUUUCCAUCGAUUUACAAACAUGUUUUAAAUUAAGGUAUAGGUUGCUAUAUUUUAAUGUACAGUAGGCUUACAUAGAGUGGAUUAAUGACAUCACCAACUCUAAUUCCAUCUACCAAUGCUUCAUGUAUUCUGUACAAAAGACCUUUCCGCUAAGCCAGCCCCGCCCCUUGGAUGUUGUUGCUAAGGUUACAAAACGACAGUGUAAAACAUACGCAAGCACGUGCGUUUUUGAGACAACACUUGUUUGUGGACACACGCGCGUGUGUUUCUGGCCCUGUUUUGAUGGGUCAGUUGUUCAGCUUGAUAGGCACUCCAGAAAGGUGUAUUGUCACUUUCGUCGAAUUAAAUUUGUUGCGUUAUACUUCAAGGAUGUAGAUAAGUAUCAUCAACGUCAUCAACAAUAAUCUUGUAUUAGUAACGUUUAAAGAGACUUCAUCUAAAAAUGAAAUGAUGUUUGAUUUGCGUCUAAAUCAUAUGAACCUACAUUGUAAAGCAAAGUCUUCCUUAAUAUCCUGCUUAAAUGCACCAAUGCACCAUGAAAAAUAAUAAACUGUUUAGUCCAUUUUUGGACCACAAAAAAA
Molecule: messenger RNA, 2542 nt
Organism: Anneissia japonica
Lineage: Eukaryota; Metazoa; Echinodermata; Crinoidea; Comatulida; Comatulidae
Product: 72 kDa type IV collagenase-like
Exons: 9
Coding region: 168-1697 (509 amino acids)
Biological process (GO): proteolysis; collagen catabolic process; extracellular matrix organization
Cellular component (GO): extracellular matrix
Molecular function (GO): zinc ion binding; metalloendopeptidase activity
Source: RefSeq, a predicted model, not a curated record